AUGAUGAGUUGGAGCAGAGCGCUAGUCGUCGCUAUCAUUGAAAUUUCAUUUCUGUCGACAAUCACCAAACACUGCGAAGGAUGCAACGAAGCGAUUUGCGCCAGUGUCGUCAGUAAGUGUAUGCUUACGCAGAGCUGCAAAUGCGAUCUCGUUACAUGUACCUGCUGCAAGGAGUGUUUCUCUUGUCUUAGUUACCUUUACGACGAGUGCUGUUCAUGCGUAGAUCUAUGUCCAAAACCAAACAUAACGGACAAUCCAUUAAGCAAGAAGUCUCACGUGGAGGACUUUAGCGAGCCGAUGCCAGGCUUGUUCCAAGCGCUAACUGCAGAACCGGAUCCACACGAACGUUGGCUCACAUUCACAUUUCCGGUGGAUUUCGACAUGUCUUUAUUUACGCCAAAACACGACAAAGAAAUAAAAUACCAUAUGCAUACCGCUGACGAAGAGAUACAUCCAUUGAAACCAAACGUAAUGACAGUGAAUUGCACCGUUGCAUUUAUGGCUCAAUGUAACUCCUGGAACAAAUGUCGGGCGUCUUGCCAAAGCAUGGGUGCUACGAGUUACAGAUGGUUUCACGAUGGUUGUUGCGAAUGUAUAGGAGACACCUGUAUCAAUUAUGGUAUAAACGAAUCCAGAUGCAUACAUUGUCCUUUGGACAAAGAUGAAGACGACUUAAAAGAUCAGUACGACGAUUACGGCCAAGACGAAGAUGAUUUGGUGGAAGAAGAGAUCGAUUAAUAUUAUCGGUUCUUUCUUCAGCCUGUUUCUUUCAGUGGACUGUAUGUAUUAAAAUGUAUAAAAAUUUCAAAUGUCAUGGGUGAGUGCAAUCUCAGUGACGAUGAUACUUUCAUGAAUUGAAUUACAAACAGUGACGCCGUUUGUAUAAUACUUGUUUGUGAUACUCAUCGUUUCGACAUUAUGUGAAAAUUAACUUUACGACUGACGACUGUCUCGUCCUUUUAGAACGAUUUUCUACAAAAUAUGCGAUAAGUGAUGGACAUCGUUCCCUUUAAAAGGGAUCCGUUCGUUAGUAAAUAUAAUUUAAAUCAUUAUGUUCUGUAAGGCUGAAAGCAAUCGAUUGUCGAUACAUCUAAUGGUAUCGCGUUUGGAUUUAAUUAAGCAAACGCAAAAAAAAAAAUAACAAACAAAUUUAACGAUGUUUCGAACUGAUUGGCUUAUGGUGUGACUUCAACGGCAUAACAUGUAGUCUCAUUCCUCAUUCUUAAGUGUUAAAUAUGCAUGUAAGUAACUCUGCGGUGUCAAAUGUUUUAUUUUUUCUGUGCCAUAUGAAUCAAGUUGUACAUGUAUCGACUCAUUCAUAAUUAAUUGACGCGUAUCCGAUGCGUCAAUUAUUCAAACAAAACCUAUUGUCUAUGUUCCUCUAAUGUUUACUUCUCUAUAUUUUAAAAUGUUUGUAUUUUAAAAGGUUUUGUAUUGUAAAAUGUUUGAUCAAUGUUACGACGAUAAGAAGUUCUACGACUAUACGAUGUUAACAAGAUGACAGAGGUUACGCGCGUUAGAGGUGCGAAGACGACCAAUUUUGACCAAUGUUAUGGCGAUGAAAAGUUCUAUAAUUAUACGAUAUUAACAAAAUGACAGAGGUUACGCACGUUAGAGGAGCAGAGACGAUCUGUACGAUUGAUGAUAUUAUGCACACGCGAAUAAUUAAAUUGUAGAAAAUGUAAUUUAUACUAUAUGGUUUAAUACUGCAUUUGGUUAUACCAAUGUAUAAUAUUAAGAUAGUAUAAGGGUUCGAGUAGGAAAAAAUGUUCAAGUUUUCAAUUUCCAAUUCAUGUGGUUAUAUGUAAUAUAAAUAACAACAUAUUAGCAUAAUAUUGAUACUAAAAAUUGGAGAUUCCAUUAAAGUUUUAUCAUAUUGAACGAAGAGCGGAACUCGGAAAUGAAAUUACAUUGAAAAGAUACCGAUGAGCAAUUUUUCCUUGAAAAUUAUCGAUAGACUAGACAGGGAAAACGGAGCCAAUAUCAAAUGAUCGUCCAUAAAUAAACUAGCGCAGACAAUCAAAAAUCUUACAAUCAACUUUUAUAAACAGUUCUAUUUUGAAUAUAUUUCAUUCUUUGAACGAUUAUGUACCGAUUUAUCGCGCAAUAUAUUGUACAAACACACCCAUUCGACUCUACUUUAUAUUGAACAUCAAGUGCCGCGUUUUACGCGUAUUUUCAACGAUCACAUACAUUAAUUCAUAUACGCAUUAUUAACGCGCGUUACUGCAUUGCGAUUAUAAAUACAACAAAAGUUGCAGCAUUUGAAAGAAAAACACAAAACAUGUUUACAUACCACGUAUUUAUACAGGCGGAUGUUCGUCUUGCGUUUCAUUGCUUUCUGGCAAUUUAAUGAAAGGCAAAUCACUGCCACUCCACAUAGAAUAUAAUUGAGAUCUCGCGCAUUCCUGAAAUUAUUAAUGUUAUUAAUGUUAUUAAAUACUCGAUAAUCGUUUAUCGAUCGAAGCUAAUAUACAAGAACCACAAGUAAUAAUAAUAGCAACAAUUGUUUUAAACUGUAAUCAUGCAUUACCCCACCACCAGCGCUCUCGGAACCUGACCGACUAUAGGCUGAUAUGCAAGAAUCCGUCGAAGAACUGCUCUUACGUAAUGGUAGUGUAUCUACGGUACCUAAUGAGAAAGUCAAACGUUAUACGUGACUGACUUUAUUCAUUGCACUUAACGUGUAUACUUACCAAAUUCGACUUCUCUAUGAUCACUGUGCGAAUGAAUGCUAUCUUUGCUAUCUCCGUGACUACCACUAGUUCCACUUUGUUCUGCACAGCGUACAAUAAAUAAUUUAUUGCAAUUAA
Bombus terrestris (buff-tailed bumblebee) is the source of this 2813-nucleotide messenger RNA. RefSeq names its product twisted gastrulation protein homolog 1-B. The transcript is spliced from 3 exons. NCBI's taxonomy places the organism in Eukaryota, Metazoa, Arthropoda, Insecta, Hymenoptera, Apidae. Bases 1 to 738 code for a protein of 245 amino acids. Gene Ontology annotation, biological process: regulation of BMP signaling pathway. The record is from RefSeq and is a predicted model, not a curated record.